AUGCCACCAAAGAAGAGUGCUGCUUCGAGCGGACGAGCUCAAGAAAUGCUGUGGUCAAGUGCAAGCUCAUCUGGCACUGCUUUCGGAGCUGCUGUACCGACAGACGAUCUAGAUCAAUUGGAUGCUGAAAUCAAGGUCUUGUUCAAGAAAUUACAAAAGAGAGAGCCAGUUACCAAAGUCAAGGCUCUUGAAGACUUGUCUGUGUAUAUCAGUCAGCAGGAAUCGGAUCAGGCGGCGAAGAUCUUGUCGUCUUGGCCAAAAGUAUACACAAAACUGAGCACUGAUGCCGAUCGCAAGGUGCGGGAAACCACAAACGCAGUACAUCUUGCGAUCGUGAAGAAAGUCGGCAAAAAGCUGGCUACGAUACUCAAGGAGAUUACAGGAAGCUGGUUGUGUUGCUUGUAUGAUUCGAGCAAGGAGGUUGUGAGGGUUGCCAAUGAGGCUUUGCAGACUGCCUUCCCAAAUCCAGCAAAGAGAACGGAACUGUUAAUAUAUGCUCAGAAGGACAUACUGCAGUAUAUAUCGGAGAAUGUGUUGGAGGAGACUGCUGAGACUAUGAGUGAUCCAAGGUACACGUCACCUGAAGAUAUGGCUUCUAAAUACGCAAGAGUUGUAUCAGGCUGCAAUCUAGUGCUUUGCAUGCUUGUUGAGUCUCUUUCUGCAGAAGAGCAACUCAAAGCCCAAGAACUAUAUAGUGGCAUACUAGGAAAUCCUAAAUUUUGGGCCUUGUCGCAUCAUGAAGCGUCACAGAUAAGGAAGUCAGUGUAUAUUGUGGUCAAGACAUUAGUCAAGUGUGCACCAGGCAUGCUCGAAUCUCGGAUAUCUCUCAUAUCCACUUCAUAUCUUUCCUACGCAUUCACAGACUCAGAUGCAUCGACGCAUUCAGAAAUGUGGGAGUCUGUCUUGGUAUUCACCAAGCUAUUCCCAUCUUCAUGGACUGAACCAACGCUUAAAAAACCUAUCGUGAAACGAUUAUAUACGUUUUUGGAUCAUGCCUCGUAUGGAUCGGUAAAUAUUUCGUAUCCUACGCUGUUACCGUUGUUGUCUGUGCUAUCCUCUGAUGUAUUGCAAGGCAACUUUGCCAAAGACUUUUGCUCUCAUUUUUGGAAUGGAUUGAAGAGUGGAGUUAUAGAUAGGAUGAAUAGUGGAAUCUUCUUUUCGUCAUUCCUGGAAUGUAUCAUGUACCUUCUGAUACGUAACAGCAAUGAUGCAAGUUUGCAGCACAAUUUGAUUGAUUCUCCCGAGACCAAAGGGAAAUACAGUCCUCCUGAAAUGAGCCGGACACUAGCUGAUUCGUUGUACAGAUUGAGCGCGAGUUCGCAAAUACCAGACUCGUUGUCAAGGUUGUUAAUCUCAAAAGUCUUCUCAGUAGCAACCGAUGAGAUAACAACUUCAGAUAUACCCGAUUUCGAUACAUUCACAACUCGAUUCUCUCAACUGCUGCUCGAUCUAAACUCUAAAGUAAUCGCAUCUUCUAAUCCAAACAUGCAAGACACACUGACAGUAUCUGCACGAGAUUUGUGUAAUGUCUUGCUUCCAUCAUGCGCGCCAAACCCAGGAUUAGUACAACGAGCAAGUCUGUUAGCUAUUUUAACAGCUCUUCCGAUCUGGAAUGAGACUCUUGCGUCUCAAAUCAAGACAUUCUUGACACGCAAAGAGUUUGGUGAAAUGUUGGACUAUUCAAAGGAUACUGCCAUGUCGUUUUUCGAUGUUGUUGUGGCAUAUACUAGUCAAGAGGGGUCAGAUGCUAGUGUUUGGCAACAUGUGGUGGGGUUGGUUGUUAAUAAAGAUAAAUCAAGAGCGUUGGUGUUGUUCGAUGAGCUGAUUCGCAAGACCCAAACUGUAAAAGGCCUAGUAGCAUCUUCAUCCAUUGAAGAUUUCGUAAGGGAUUUAUUGGCAUUUGAUUCCAUGCCUGCUAAUGAUUGUGGUGUUGCUGAACGAGUGUUGUGGAGUGUGGUUAAUACUGACUCCCACUGGCUAACCAAAUCCAGUAAAACAACCCUCAUAUCUUCCAUAAUGGAAGACGUUAUUGAAUACACAUCGAAGCUAAUAUUUGACGCGUCUCCUCACAUAUCGGCAUUAAGUGCUACACAUAUGAUCAAGGUCAUGACACCGAAAAAGGACUAUUCUCAUCUGAUACAUAAUGCUCUGUUGGGGAAAUUUGUAUCAAGUAUAUUGGAUUUAGUAGCUUUUGCAUCAUCACUGAAGGAUGUGAGAGAUGCUGCUGUCGGCAGUUGGAAUGGGCUGAAGGGGAUGGUCAGUAGUGAUGCUUCGAUUGACUUGUAUGAUGAGUUGAUAGGAAUGUGGCAGAAGGAUGUGUUGGAUGGUGACCAUAUUGGAAGUUCCGACCAAUUCGGAAUAAAGGCUUCCAAGCUUUUGGAUGUAACUCCAAUGUCGCUACAGUCGCACGUCCUAGACGGUUUGAUUCUUAAUCAAACGCAAUGGCAGCAUCUAUCAAAGCCGUUCCAACAUCCCCUCCCUGGAUUGGCAAUCACUAAUUCCGCAACAGUGCUUGAAACGUCAUCGUCGUCGUCAUCUCUUUCAACCAGUGACGACCUGGUAAUAUACAUACGACUAGGUCUCAUAACAACAGGAAUAAUCAACUCUCAAUCCACCUCCACAUUGUUCAACGAUUCCAGAAUGUGGAAUAUGAUUGAAUUAUUAUAUUUAUCAUGCCUCCUUGACGAUUUACAUACCGGCACGAAUCAAGAUACCGAAGACGAUGGUACGACGGGUGAAUUCGCUAUCGAGACUAGACGUAUCUUGGAAGAGGUGUUACGGCCAUGUCGAGACCUUGACGGUGAUAUGACGGCAUGGCAUACUGGUCUUGUUGGUAGACUAGCCAAGAAAGAGAGUGGUGUUGUUAGUAGUGGAGAGACGAGGAUGAUUGAGACUGCGUUUGUGUUGUCGAAUGAGAAGGAAGGAAGGUACUCGAGAGUUCUAGGGACUAUUUUGGGCAAGUUGUUUGGGAUGACGCAGAUACGGGGUGGCGAAGCUGGGAUUUGGUUUGAGCUUAUAGAAGAGUGUCAUCGUUCAGGUCAUACUGGAACAACGAUAGCUCUACUUUCCUCUCUGCGGCCACAUUUAGACCUGUCACAAAAACUAAAGGACUUUAUCCACACCAUCGCAAUUGGAAUCUCAAAAGCAGCAACCGACGAAUCGCUACCGAGUCAACUGGCGGUAUUGAUCUCUUGUAUUCGACUAGACGCCAUUCAAGAAUCGACGCCAGAUGUUUUGCAAAAGAUGUCGACAAAUUUCAUGGCUGUUGUACGUCGGCUUCGAAAAUACCAUUCGAGUACUGGUGCGAAGGUAGAGGCUAUUGAUGUACUCAUGAUGGAUGUCUUGAGAGAGUUUAUUGAUCUCAAGAGUAGUUAUGAUUUGAAUUCGGCUGGGUUUGUCGUGGAUUUGGAUGCUGCGUUCUCUCAGUCUUCAAAUGGAGUAUUGCAGUACUAUGCACUGCGUCUCUUCGAAUCGUUGCUAUCGGGCUUCAGACGAGAUCCCGGAACGUGGGGUGUGGUUGACAAACAGCAUGUGGUCUUGUAUAGGAGGUGUUUGGCAUUGUUGAUUGAACAGAAAGAUUGCGUAAAUCCUACAAAAGCUCAAGCUAGCCUACAAAACAUUAUUGCUAAACUGUGUCGAGAGUUGCCAGAGGAAAUUCUCUUUGAGAGUAAACCGUUUGAUGAGAUGUGUCCGCUCUUGUUUGUGCACAAUGAAGAAAUCCAGAAAUGUGCGGGAAUCUUGUUGCAUCGCCUCACCGCUGAGCAUGUACAAGCUACUUCGUUGCGGGUUGAGAUGAGACCGAGAGAGCAAGCUGAAGAUGUAGUAUCAUCACCAGAACCGGAAGAGAAGCUUGCCAAGAGUCUUGUUGAUGCUUUGGGACAAGUUCCUUCUCAGUUGGAGAGUGGGGUUGUGCCAGAGAAUGAUCUGGCGUCCAAUGAAGCAUUUGGAUAUAUAAUGGCAUGGAUGGCUUACUUUGAUCAUUUACAUGAUGCUACGUUCGCUCUUAAAACUGCAUACGUAUCCCAAAUUAAGCAAGCUGAAGCUACAUGGUCCUCAUUCAUGGAAUUCUUGUUUGCUACUCUUGGAUUGGGUAUACAAGGCAAACCAUUUGACUUGUCUAAAUGGGACAUUCAGGAGUUUGAUAUUCGAGAAUUCGAUUUCUCGUCAGAAGUUGCGUUUCCUUUGGCAACAGCUCAUCUAUAUUGGCUUGCUUUGAGGACUACACCUUCUUUGGUCAGGACGUGGUGGUCGGAGAGUAAGAAGAGACAGUUGACGCUUGCUGUUGAAAUGUAUACUGAAAAGUACUUCAGCCCACUCCUCAUAAGCCGGGAAAUCUCAACAAUAACAAGAUCCGACAAGUCCCUUUUUGAGAACUUAGCGAUCAAAGCAUCCACCAAGUCGUCCGAAGUUUCAGCAACAUACACAAUCGAGGAAUCUGGUCUUGAAAUGAUUAUCAGAUUACCAUCAUCGUUUCCACUUAAGCAAGUUGAAGUGGAUUCUGGACCAAGUGGACGAGCUGGAGUCACUGAUGCGAGAUGGAGAGCGUGGUUAUUGAGUGCUAGUGCUGUCAUGUUUGCACAGAAUGGGAGUGUGCUGGAUGCUGUUAUGGUGUUUAAGAAGAAUAUUAGUGCUCAUUUUGAGGGUAUGUAG
Molecule: messenger RNA, 4650 nt
Organism: Synchytrium microbalum
Lineage: Eukaryota; Fungi; Chytridiomycota; Chytridiomycetes; Synchytriales; Synchytriaceae
Exons: 24
Coding region: 1-4650 (1549 amino acids)
Biological process (GO): ribosome-associated ubiquitin-dependent protein catabolic process; rescue of stalled cytosolic ribosome
Cellular component (GO): RQC complex; cytosol
Molecular function (GO): ubiquitin protein ligase activity; ribosomal large subunit binding
Source: RefSeq, a predicted model, not a curated record